CUCAGCGCCACCGUGUAGCGCCGUGUCGAAAUAUUUCCGGGAGAAACAACGAUAAAAGAAAAUGAGUUCUGCAGAGAAAAAGAAUUCUAAUAAUUGUUGUUGUGUAGUGGGGUGCAAAAAUACAAGAAAAAAUACAAAAAAUGUUCGUUUUUACUCAUUUCCAAAUCGUCCAUGGGAAAUAGAGCGAAAAAAGAAAUGGAUAACUGUGGUGCGACGUUUGACUAAAGACGGAAAGCCAUGGAUGCCUACGAAAAAUUCAACAAUAUGCAGCAUUCAUUUUGUUGGUGGAGUAAAAUCGGAUAAUCCCGGGAACGAAGCAUUUUGUCCAACUAUUUUUCCACCCAUUUGUAGAAAAAAAACAUCAGUUAAUUCUGAUAGAGCCAAACGUUUAGAAGCUAGACGAAAGAAUGUAGAAGCUUUAUGUGCGUCAAGUAGUGAUUAUGAUAUAGAUGUGUCAAAUCAUUGUCAUUCAGUUCCAUCUAUAACAGUUGAAACGAAUGAGAUUGGUAUUCAGACAGAUGCUUCUUAUGUGGUGGAAGAAGAUGAUGUUCCAAGCAUUAUUUUUUGCUCUAUAGAUUCU
Messenger RNA from Temnothorax curvispinosus, 580 nucleotides. RefSeq names its product THAP domain-containing protein 11-like. The record is from RefSeq and is a predicted model, not a curated record. The annotation marks the transcript as partial. Lineage: Eukaryota; Metazoa; Arthropoda; Insecta; Hymenoptera; Formicidae. Gene Ontology annotation, molecular function: sequence-specific DNA binding. The transcript has 3 exons.